Psammomys obesus (fat sand rat) is the source of this 5445-nucleotide messenger RNA. It is a transcript of the gene Mypn, whose product is annotated as myopalladin. The coding region runs from base 2 to 2974 and encodes 990 amino acids. The record is from RefSeq and is a predicted model, not a curated record. Lineage: Eukaryota; Metazoa; Chordata; Mammalia; Rodentia; Muridae. The transcript is spliced from 17 exons.
CAUGCAAGACGACAGCUUAGAAGCAUCGACUUCCAUCUCUCAGCUUCUGAGAGAAAGCUAUCUCGCUGAAACCAGACAUCGCGGGGACAACGAGCGGAGUCGAGCAGAGCCCUCCUCCAACCCUUUCCAUUUCGGCAGUCCUGGGGCUGCAGAAGGGGGAGGCCCAGAGGACCUUCCGGAUGUUUCCGCCUUUCUGAGCCAAGAAGAGUUAGAUGAAAGCGUCAACCUGGCAAGGCUGGCCAUCAACCACGACCCUCUGGAGAGAGUGGAUGAAGCUCAAGCUAGGAAACGUCUGUCUUCCGACCAGACGAAGCAUUCGCCCAAACCAAGUUUCGAACCCACUUUCUGCCAGGACAGCCCCCGAGGCCCUAGCAGCUCUAAAGACAGCUCCCCGGAGACCAAGAGGCCACAGUACAGUUCUGAAGCCCAGUCCAAGAAGGUGUUCCUAAACAAGGCUGCCGACUUCAUCGAAGAGCUGUCCUCCCUCUUCAAGGCUCACAGCUCCAAGAGGAUCAGGCCUCGGGCCUGCAAAAACCACAAGGGCAAACCGGAAUCUCAAAACAAAGCCCUGCAGGAGAACCGCCCCACUUUCUCAGAUCUGACGGAAAGGCGAGAAAGGGCGUCGGUCCCCAUCCCCAUCCCCGCAGACAGCAGGGACAACGAGCUGAACCACGCGAUUGAACAGCGGGAGGCCAAGAGGCGGGAAGCGGAGCUGGCUGCGGGCGACGCGGCCACCGGAGACAGCACCCCAGGGUCUUCGCCUUCGUCCCUGUACUACGAAGAGCCUCUGGGGCAGCCUCCCCGCUUCACGCAAAAGUUACGGAGCAGGGAAGUCCCGGAAGGAAGCCGAGUCCAGCUGGAUUGCAUAGUGGUAGGAAUUCCACCGCCCCAAGUAAGGUGGUAUUGUGAAGGCAAAGAGCUUGAAAAUUCUCCAGACAUCCACAUUGUGCAGGCGGGAAACCUGCACUCACUGACCAUUGCCGAAGCCUUUGAGGAGGACACGGGGCGGUACUCAUGCUUUGCUUCCAACAUCUAUGGGACAGACUCAACUUCUGCUGAGAUUUACAUAGAAGGAGUCUCUUCCUCUGACUCAGAAGGCGACCCUAACAAAGAAGAGAUGAAUCGAAUCCAGAAGCCAAAUGAGGUGUCCUCACCUCCCACUACCUCUGCAGCCAUUCCUCCAGCAGCACAAGCCCAGCCUUCAGUGACCCAGCCCAGGGUGUCCACCAUCCAGCAGUGUCAGAGUCCUACCAACUACUUGCAAGGACUGGAUGGAAAGCCUAUCAUUGCCGCUCCAGUGUUUACAAAGAUGCUACAGAACUUGUCCGCCUCUGAGGGCCAGCUGGUUGUCUUUGAGUGCAGAGUGAAAGGUGCCCCAUCCCCGAAAGUCGAGUGGUACAGAGAAGGGACCUUAAUAGAAGACUCUCCAGACUUCCGGAUCUUACAGAAAAAACCUCGCUCCAUGGCAGAACCAGAGGAGAUCUGCACCCUGGUCAUCGCCGAAGUGUUUUCCGAAGACUCUGGGUGUUUCACGUGCACCGCGAGCAACAAGUACGGCACGGUGUCCAGCAUCGCACAGCUGGACGUCAGAGUGGAUAAGGUAGAAAAGAGUGACACAUGGCCUAUGUCCAGCACGGGAAAUCAGAAACCUGCAUCCCACAACGGCGGGUCAGCGGUGCCAUUUUUAGAAGCAACCGUGCAGCUGGACCCAUGGGAAUAUAAAAUUUCAAGCUUUGAGCAGAGGCUGAUGAACGAGAUAGAGUUCCGCCUGGAGCGCACUCCUGUUGACGAAUCGGAUGAGGAGAUACAGCACGAUGAAAUCCCCACGGGCAAGUGCAUUGCACCCAUCUUUGACAAAAGACUCAAGCACUUCCGGGUGACCGAAGGCUCCCCAGUCACCUUCACCUGCAAAAUUGUCGGGAUUCCUGUUCCAAAGGUUUACUGGUUCAAAGACGGGAAGCAGAUUUCUAAGAGAAACGAGCACUGCAGAAUGAGGCGAGAGGGUGACGGGACGUGCUCUCUGCACAUCGACUCCACCGCCAGUGAUGACGACGGCAACUACACCAUCAUGGCGGCCAACCCCCAGGGGAGGAUCAGCUGUUCUGGCCACUUGAUGGUUCAGAGUUUGCCCCUUCGAAAUCGACUCAGCCCCGCCGGUCAGUCUCACAGGGGAAGGUCCAGAAUGCAGGAAAGAGACAAAGAGCCUCUACAGGAACGCUUUUUCCGACCACAUUUCCUGCAGGCCCCCGGGGAUAUGGUGGCUCAUGAGGGCCGCCUCUGUCGGCUGGACUGUAAGGUGAGUGGCCUACCGCCGCCAGAGCUGACGUGGCUGCUCAACGGGCAGCCUGUGCUACCAGACGCCUCCCACAAGAUGCUGGUCCGAGAGACGGGAGUCCACUCUCUGCUCAUCGACCCGCUCACGCAACGCGACGCAGGGACCUACACGUGCGUGGCGACCAACAAAACUGGGCAGAAUUCCUUUAGUCUGGAGCUCACUGUGGUAGCCAAAGAGGUGAAGAAGGCACCAGUGAUCCUGGAGAAGCUCCAAAACAGUGGCGUUCCCGAGGGCCACCCGGUGAGACUGGAGUGCCGGGUCAUAGGCAUGCCCCCGCCCGUGUUCUACUGGAAGAAAGACAACGAGACCAUCCCUUUCACUAGAGAGAGGAUCAGCAUGCACCAGGACACGACAGGCUACGUCUGCCUCCUCAUCCAGCCAGCCAAGAAAUCUGACGCCGGGUGGUAUACACUGUCAGCCAAGAACGAAGCUGGCAUCGUGUCCUGCACAGCUCGGUUGGAUAUAUAUGCUCAGUGGCACCAGCAGAUCCCACCUCCCAUGUCCGUCCGGCCCAGUGGCAGCCGCUACGGAUCUCUCACCAGCAAAGGACUCGACAUCUUCUCUGCCUUCUCCUCCGUGGAGAGCACGAUGGUGUACUCCUGCACUUCCCGGAGUGUGGUGGAGAGCGACGAACUCUAAAGCUGUCUGGGAGCCUGCUGUGUAAGGGGGUGGACUGAGGAGGGCGAGGAAGACCGAGCGUAUGAGGUGGUUUCCGAACAGCUGGAUCUGAGUGAGUUCCCGUGCUGCUGGACCCGUGGCGAGAGGUGUUUUAAGUUAGGUUGGCUGGGGCUCUUUUUGAGCCUUGGCUGAGGGAAAGAGAUAGGGCUGUGCAUCUUAAAGAUGUGCAUAGACAAUAUACACAAACCAAAGAUACCAUGCCAUUGCCACCAUGGCUGGGGCAAAAGGCAGGGGCAAGCAUGCUCUCCCACCCAUGCACUAGGGAUAUUAGGCCCAACUAGAAGCAAUUAGGAGCCAUAGUCAGGCCUGAGCACAACUAGCAACCUUUCAUGGGCUACAGCCACAUCAGUCAUCCUGGUAAACUCAUUACACGAGCUCCCAUUUAACAGUAGAGGAUCUUGCCAAACACCCUUCCCUCAAAGAGACAAAACACUUACGCUGCAAAUCCUGCCUACGGAAUCACAUAAGAAGAAGGCAAAGCGUGUCUGAGAUGUAAAAAGAAAACAAUCAAAACAAAACAAAAGCCCAUUAGGACACUCAAGAUCUCACAGUGCACCUGUUACCUGGUCAAGACAAGGUUCCCAGCAGCCUAUCAGUGUCAUUUUAGGCAGAAAGUCACAUCCGUCCCUAGUGCCUAGAUGGGGACUGAGCACAACUGAGACCUUCAGAGCAUGUCCGCUCUGGAACGGCUCUAACACUGACCUCAGGUUUCCGUCAUUCUUCAGCUGCUCCAAACACGGCCCUGGGAACGGGUGUCACAGCAGUUUGCUUCAGGCAAGCCCGGAGUAUUGAACUGGAGGGGUCUGCUGUUAAUCCCCUCAACUCUCGAUGGUCUCCAUGCCAGGCCCCCUCAGCUGGCAUCCUACCCAAGUGAUUUUAGCUGAAGAUAGUACUUGCUUAGAAAGGCUUGAAACUUCCUUUGCUUCAAGGCAAGGAUUUCCAGUAUAAAAAUAAAUUCAUUUGCUCAAAAAAAAAAAAAAAAACCAAACAAAUCUGUGUGUCUACUCUGUGUAAGAUGCUGUGCUAGGUACCAUGGGAGACACAAAACUAUUGAGUAAGAGGGCAGGGGAGUUGGUUCCGCAGAUAAAGGUUCUUGCUGUCAAGCACAAGAGCCUGAGUUCAAUUCCUGGAGCCCAGUGAAAAAGAGGACUGACUCCUGCAAGUUUCCCUCUAGCCUCCACACACACCCCCAGAUAAGUAAAUGUGAACACACACACAAUACAUGCAUGCUCUGCCCUCCAGAUUUUACGAUGUAACAAACAGGGAGAUAAUAUUCAAGGCAUCUGCAAUACUGCUUCUUGAGUCAAAGAUCUGGUCUUGGGGAAAUGGAAGUUCACAGUUCUUCAUCCUGUUUUUUAAUAAUCUUGCCAAGCCAGGCAUUGGGAUAUGUGCCCAUCACUGGAGCAUUUGAGAAGCUGAGACAAGAGGAUCAAGAGGGCAAAUCAGCCUCUGCUCUACAGGGAGUUUAAAACCAGCCUGGGUUACAUGAGGCCAGCCAGGUACAGUGGUACAUAGGACGCAGGAAGCAGAGGCAGGCGGGUCUCUGUGAGUUCCAGGCCAGCCUGGUCUACACAGUGAAUCCUGGGUCAGCCAGGACUACACAAGAGAGACCCUGUUUUAAAAAAAGAAACAAGCAAAAAAUAAAAAACAGACUGGGUAGACGGCUCAGUUGGUGACACACUUGCCCUGUCAGCAUGAGGAUGUGAGUUUCGUCCUCCAGAAUGCACAAAUAAAAGCAGACUGUCAGUGAAGCCAUAUAAUCCCAGCUCCAGGAAGGGACAAACUGACAGGAGAGGCCCUACAGCCUGCUAGCCAGCCAGUCUAGUCCAGUUAUCAAACUCUGGGUUCGGUGAGAGACUUUGUUUCCCCCACCCCCAAAAAAGCAAGUGAAGAUUUCAUCAGUGUUGACCUCUGCCUCCCACACAGCUGCACACACACAGCACAUGCGCAGACACACAACACACUUAAGCACACUCAAAAAUCUUUUCACUCUCUGUGGUGGUUUGAAUAGGUAUGACCCCCAUACUCAUGGGUCUGAAUGCUUGGCCCAUGAGGCAGGGCACUAUUAGGAAGUAUGACCUAGGUGGACUAGGUGUGGCCUUGUUGGAGGAAGUGCGUCUCUGUGGGGGCGGGCUCUGAAGUCUCCUGUGUUCAAGCUCUGCCCAGCAUGUCACAGUCUCCUUCUGCCGCCUGUGUAGAUGAAGAACCGGCAGCUCCUCCUCCAGCACCAUGUCUGCCUGCAUGCUGCCAUGCUUCCCGCCACGAUGACGAUGCACUAAACCUCUGAAACUUUAACUUUAACUCCAGCCCCGAAGAAAUGUUUUCCUCUGUAAGAGUUGCCUUAGAGGGUGGGCAUGGUGUUGUAUAGCUUUAAUCCCAGCAGAGGCCACCCUGCUCUACAAAGCAAGUCCAGGACAACCAGGGCUUGUUAC